GCCGCGGUUAGUUCUCAGGGCAAGAAAUGGGGAGUCAUCACUAAUGAACUAUACGGGAUAUUAUCAGCGCUUAUGUAUAUAUUUUUAAUUAAAAUAUUUGUUUGAUUAUCUCGGUCAGAAGACUAACUGCUUGUUCUGAAACCGUCAACAGCAGGCUGCUGUAAAUAAGACUUCAGAAAGAAACAAAUGGAAAAGCACCACCAUGGAAGACUCAACAAAAAAGGAAGAACAUUUGGAAGAUGAAACUGCAUUGCCAACAAAAAAGGAUGACACUAUGGAGCAGAGUGAUGACCAAGCACAAGUUCUUGAAACAUAUUCAACAAGAUACAUUCAAACUGUGGAUGAUAUUGUGACACAAGAACAUUUAACUGAAAAUAACCAAAAUGGGAAUCCAAAACUAAAGAACUUUUCAAGUAAUGCACCUUCUAAACCAAGAACAAGGAAAAAUGCCAAAGCUAUUUUCAUUUCUUCUGCCUCAAAUUCUGCAUUCCUUGAAAGAAAAUUCAUUAGUGAGACUGUUCGGCAAUUGAAAGAGAAUAAUCUAGCUGAAGAUAUUUGGUAUGACAAAGAUGAAGUUGAUAUAUCAUCACCAUUAGGCCAUUCAGAGAGACUGGAUGCUGUGGAAAAAUGCAAGGCAGCUGUAGUCUUCCUUUCUCACAGUUAUUUUAAAUGUCCAUUUGCAGUUCUGGAAAGUAAAAUUUUAUUUGAAAGGUCAAAGAGUUCAAAAAGGCCAGCUAAAGUUUUUCCUGUUCUAUAUAGUCCUGUUGAAAUUCCAAAAGGUCUUACUGCAUUAUUUCAUGGAAUUAUUGAUCUAACUGGAUCUCAGGUAGCUAAAACAAGUCUGGCUGAAAAAAGCUCAAUAGUAAUAGGAAACCUAAGUAAUGAGAUUGACAAGUAUUCAUUGAUUAGGGCUCCCUUUUGUCCUCGAACGUCACCAAUGACAGAACUGACAGGAGAAUUCAGAACCAAAAGAUUGCAUAGCUGGAAAACAGAAGAUGUCCAGGACUGGCUUAUUCAUUUGGGCAUAAGUGAGUUUUAUAGACUGUCAUUCGCAGAAUUUGCAGUUGAUGGCUACCUCCUGCUAUCAGUCACAGAUGAAGCUCUUUCUCAGUACUUAGGUAAUAUUUGACUUGCGUAUUGUUUG
Molecule: messenger RNA, 1144 nt
Organism: Protopterus annectens (West African lungfish)
Lineage: Eukaryota; Metazoa; Chordata; Ceratodontiformes; Protopteridae
Exons: 2
Coding region: 203-1129 (308 amino acids)
Molecular function (GO): protein binding
Source: RefSeq, a predicted model, not a curated record